UGAUCCCGUUACAUCAGCUACCAUCAAAUGGACUUUAAUAGCUCAGUUCGAGUCGGGUUUCUCCUUUCAGCCGUGCUAAUGAGGCGUUCUUCAAUAUAAUACACCCAGAAAAAAGAAAGGAAGAAAAGGAAGGAAUCCCUUUCCCCUUCUCUUUCUCUUUGUUUGAACGAAAUACUGUUUAUUUGAUUGAUUGUUUUAUUUAUUUAUUUAGAUCACUGGCCUUACAUUGCACACACACUUCUUCUUGUCUUUAAAAAAAAAAAACAACAAAAACAAACAAACAAACAAACAAAAAAAGGGCAAACUCCUCUCAAAGAGAACAAUUGAUCAGGUCAUUUUUCAUGGGCGCACCAGCAAGCGAUGAUCAGUGCAUGUGUGUGUAUUCGUGCUGCUGAUUUAUUUAACGUUUUUGGAAAAUGCCCUGGAAUUUUGAAGCUGAUGUGAGACUUCGCACUGCCUCGUUGGUUAUUAUUUUAAACUUAAAAAAAAACAAAACAACAUUUUAAAUAUGUAAUUUUUGAAAAGAGAUCUGAAACAGGAUGAUUCUUAGCUCCCCCUCAUGCCUCCUCUUUAAUCUGAUGUGUGCGUGCAUGUUGUGUGUGUGUGUGUGUGUGUGUGUGUGUGUGUGUGUGUCUUUUCCCAUGUUUUCAGGUUUGUGUGAUUUUGCCAAAAUGCAACAUCAUCAGCAGAGGAUGGCAGCUUUAGGGACGGACAAAGAGCUCAGCGACUUACUAGACUUCAGCGCGAUGCGAAACAGCGAUUUGAAAACGUUCCCAACAUCAAUGAUGUUUUCUCCUCCGGUUAGCAGUGGGAAAAAUGGACCGACCUCACUGGGAAGUGGGCACUUCUCCGGCUCAAAUGUGGAAGACAGACUGAGCUCAGCGUCCUGGGGAAACGGCAGCCGCAUAACAAAGGUAUACGUCGAGGGCUCUCAGUACUCUCACAUGGCCGGCCGGGACUUAGGGUCGCACGACGGGAUCUCUCCGCCCUACGUGAACUCUAGACUGGCAGGUAAAACAGAAAGAGCAUCGUACUCGUACUGUCGUGACUCGAACCUACACGGGUGCCAUCAGCAGGGCAUCAUGGGAGGCGAGAUGGGAAUGGUGAGUCCCGGGACGGUUUCCCCCACUAAGCCAGGCUCUCAGUAUUAUCAGCACUACAGCAGCAACCAACGGCGAAGACCUCUACACAGCGACUCUAUGGAGGUCCAGACAAAGAAAGUGCGCAAAGUUCCGCCCGGCCUGCCGUCCUCGGUAUACGCACCGCCUGCCAGCACCGCAGAUUAUAACCGAGACUCGCCGGGAUAUCCAAGCUCUAAAGCACCCAGUGGCAGCUUCCCCACCUCCUUCUUUAUGCCAGAUGGUCAUCACAGUACAGACCCAUGGAGCUCCUCCAGUGGUAUGAAUCAGGCAGGUUACAGUGGAAUGCUGGGAAAUUCCUCCCAUGGCCCUCAGAGCAGCAGCUACUGUGGCCUGCACCCACACGAGAGACUUAGCUACCCAUCACACUCCUCAGCUGAGAUUAAUCCCAGUCUUCCUCCGAUGUCCACUUUCCAUCGCAACAACGGCACAAAUCACUACAGCGCGGCCUCCUGCACAGCGACCACGAACGGAACAGACAGCGUUAUGGCUAAUCGAGCGCCAAGUGGAGCAGGAAGCAGCUCACAGACUGGAGACGCAUUAGGAAAGGCCCUGGCUUCGAUCUACUCUCCUGAUCACACCAACAACAGUUUCUCCUCAAACCCCUCCACCCCAGUGGGAUCUCCACCCUCACUCACAGCUGCAAGUUCAGCCGUCUGGUCCAGAAAUGGUCAGGGAGCCUCAUCCCCAAACUACGAGCCUCCUAUUCACUCACUGCAAAAUCGUAUAGAGGAUCGUCUGGAGAGACUGGAUGAUGCGAUUCACGUCCUUCAGAGGCACGCGGUUGGACACGGGGACCUGCACAGCCUCAUCACGCCAUCACACACGCACUCGCAUUCACACACACACUCGCACUCACACACCCACAACGGAGCCAUGGGCACCCUGAGCACCAGCUACGGCACCGGCCUGCUCCCGUCCAACAGACACUCACUCAUGGUGGGGUCUCAUCGUGAGGAGGGAGUAGGGUUGCGUAGUACUCACUCCAUUGUGCCCAAUCAAGUGCCCGUUCCUCAGCUGCCAGUUCAGUCUGCCACCUCACCAGAUCUCAAUCAGCCUGAUCCAUACCGGGCGCUCUCCAGUGGACUGCAGGGCCAGAGCACGUCUUCAGUGAGCUCAGACAUCAAAUCGGAGGACGAGGGAGACGAGAACCUGCAGGACGCCAAAUCCUUGGACGCCAAGAAGGAGGACUUGGACAGCAAGGAGCUGAAAGCUAUAGAGAGGUCAAGAUCUAGCACCAACGAUGAUGAGGAUCUGACUCCGGAGCAGAAGAUCGAGCGCGAGCGCGAGAGACGGAUGGCGAACAACGCGCGAGAGCGUCUGCGUGUACGAGACAUCAACGAGGCAUUUAAGGAGCUCGGGCGCAUGGUGCAGUUGCACCUGAAGAGCGAUAAACCGCAGACCAAACUGCUCAUCCUGCACCAGGCCGUCGCGGUCAUUCUCAGUCUCGAACAGCAGGUCCGAGAGAGGAACCUGAAUCCAAAAGCGGCGUGUCUGAAAAGGCGAGAGGAGGAGAAAGGGUCCUCAGAUGCCCCGCCCCUCUCAAUGGGUGGAGCUCACCACAGCAUGGGCGACGCCUCCAAUCCAAUGGGACAAAUGUAAAAAGCCACACCUCCUCCCUAAAAUGGUCAAAGCUGCCAGACUUUAUGAAAAUGAUGAGCGACCACUUCCUUUGACGACAUCAUUUCCUCUCCUGAAAGUCUGUUAAACAAUCAAAUCUGACCAGAUCGAUCAAUCAAUCAAUCAGAUUACUGAUGAGUCACCUUAUUUUGUUCAUUCCUCUCCAUGAUCCCGUAUGUUUCCUUCUUCUUCUUUUUUUUUUUUUUUUUGACAUAAUGACCUUACAUGUGCAUUGGCUAUGGGGAAAAACAAAAUCUUCUCUCCUUUUCAACAUUCCCAGUUUUUUAGGAAAAAAAAGAGAAAAAGGAACAGUAAAUAUUUAUAAUGUUUGGUUUUUUGUUUGGUUUUUUUUUUUCAUUUCUUUUAUUUCCAAUAUGUGCAAAUGGUUGGGGAUUCUUCAAACAUAUCACGAUGUAAAACGUUGGAAAAGAGCUGUUACGGCUUUUACUGGCAAAACUAUUUAUUUUAUUUUUCAUACCGUGGACAAAAAAAAAAAAAAAAAAUCCUCUCGCACUUUUCUCUUUCCAAGCGAGUAGAUUUGUAUUAUGGUUUCUCGGAAUAGAGGGAGAGUUAGCCCCAACGACAGUGUACAAUUUCACAAAGUGGUGUAGAAACUUUGCAAUAACACUCAUUUAAAAAAAAAAAAAAAAAAAGAAAGAAAAAAAAAGUGUACUUCUAGCACAGCGGUUCAAGGAGAUGCCACUGUGUGUUUUAAAAGGCGUGCGAGUACAGCGGGACAAGAAAUGACUUUUAACCAGCAAACUCCCAGGUGAGAUGGAGAUUUUAAACAACUUCGAAGGUCAUUCCAGCACAUUAAACAGAUUUUAUCUUACCGAAUGGCGACUAUUGCAGAGAAGAUGCUUUGCUUUUCAGAAGUGUAGAUAUUUCAACGCUAAUCUCUCUUCUUACAUGUCGGAAAGGGCCACAUCCAGCGAUUUAAUCACCAAACCAAACCCUUUUUUUGUUUUGUUUGUUAGUUUGUUUGUUUUCUUUUUUUCGCCCCACGUCUCUCUCUCUCUCUCUCUCUCUCUCUCUCUCCCUCUUUGUCCGUUCCCCCUCGUCAUGCCCCCAGCAAAUGCAAUUUUAAACACGCUACACUUGUACCAACGUGCCUUUUAGAGUUCAUAUCAUCACACAGUGCGAGAAGGACGUUAUCAGAAACAUUUUUUUAGGAUGCAAGCUUAGGGAGAAUCGUUAGUCAUUAGGUCUAUGCAGUCAGGUGUUUUACAGCCUGGGAUUUAAAAAACGUCAAAAGGAAAAAAAACGUAUUUUUUGGAUAAACUGUAUUUAAUGUACUGUAUGCCUGUAUGUAAUUAGAAGGCGUGUCCUGGACAGAGU
Molecule: messenger RNA, 4097 nt
Organism: Ictalurus furcatus (blue catfish)
Lineage: Eukaryota; Metazoa; Chordata; Actinopteri; Siluriformes; Ictaluridae
Product: transcription factor 4-like
Exons: 20
Coding region: 540-2741 (733 amino acids)
Biological process (GO): regulation of transcription by RNA polymerase II
Cellular component (GO): transcription regulator complex
Molecular function (GO): protein dimerization activity; RNA polymerase II cis-regulatory region sequence-specific DNA binding; DNA-binding transcription factor activity, RNA polymerase II-specific
Source: RefSeq, a predicted model, not a curated record